Molecule: messenger RNA, 1670 nt
Organism: Raphanus sativus (radish)
Lineage: Eukaryota; Viridiplantae; Streptophyta; Magnoliopsida; Brassicales; Brassicaceae
Exons: 8
Coding region: 164-1585 (473 amino acids)
Source: RefSeq, a predicted model, not a curated record
GCUGCUCCGUCUGAAGGAAGAAGACUUGCGUAUGUUUUUUUGUCAACGAAGGGACAAAGAUUUGAUCUUUUAAGGAAGCCUAUCAUCAUCAUCAUCAUCAUCAUCAAUAGCCAAGUGUAACUGGACUCGAUUGAUUGGAUUCGCAUGAGGAUUUGAAUAAAACAUGUCGGUGGAGAGAUCUUUCGAAGCUUGGGAAGAGGUUCAACGACAAGGACUAGAUUUAGCCGAUCGUCUCGCUCAGGGAUUCACUGGUUUGAUUCAGAUCAACCCACCUUCCUUCCCAUGGCCUCAGCAUCAUCACAAGUCCAAACCUUUCGACCUCGAGUUCCCUAGUCAACAACAAUUCGAUGCUAUUAGAGAUUACAGUUUCGGUAUUAUCAACCAACCCAUCAACGGUGUCGCAGCGGUUCUCGAUGCUGGGAAUAAGAUUGGUCAAGCUGGUGUCGAUUUUGGUUCUGGAUUGAACCUCAUGGUCCAACAGUGGUUUAGGAGGCUGCCUAUACCGUUCCUGCACGACCAUAGCAAGCUUGCUGUCUGUGUGGAAAGUGGGAACGGUACAAGGAGCAAUAGGGCUUAUGUGGAUACGAAAGAUGAUUUGGGAUUAGCUGCAGAACGGUUGAAAGACUCGGGGUUUUCUAAGACUGAUGAUUCUGUUACUUUGUCUGAGGAAGAAGUUGCAGAUUCUUAUUUAAAAACGGGUGGUUUCCUUGGAAGAUCAAAGGGAAAGAUUGAUUUAUCAUCAAGUUAUGAUAGUAGAACAAACGGUAUGGAACAUUCAUUGGCAGCCAGGGGAGACAUAUGGAGACUAGAAGCUUCGAGUUCGAGUUUUACUGCAAGCGAUGGAACUUCCUCUCUCUUUCUUCUCCAGCUUGGACCGAUUCUCUUCCUACGCGAUUCAACUCUUCUUCUACCGUUACACUUAUCGAAACAACACUUGCUCUGGUAUGGAUAUGACAGGAAGAAAGGAAUGCAUUCACUCUGCCCAGCUGUAUGGUCAAAGCAUCGAAGAUGGCUUAUGAUGUCAAUGCUAUGUCUCAACCCUUUAUCUUGCUCCUUUAUGGAUUUGCAGUUCCCAAACGGGCAGUUGACCUAUGUAUCUGGCGAGGGGCUGACAGUGAGUACCUUUGUGCCUUUCUAUGGAGGUCUUCUUCAAGCACAGGGUCAGUAUCCAGGAGAUAUGAGGUUUAGUUUCUCUUGUAAGAACAAACGUGGAACUAGAAUCACACCAAUGGUUCAUUUGCCUGACAAAUCAUUCGCGUUAGAAGUUUCUCAAGGCUUGGCAUGGCGUAGAUCUGGACUACUGAUGAAGCCUACACUUCAACUCAGUGUAUGUCCCACGUUUGGUGGAAGCAACCCCGGGAUGAAAGCGGAAGUGAUACACUCACUGAGUGAUGACUUGAACUUGAUAUAUGGCUACACACGUAACGCACAUCCUUCAGCAUUUGCCUCUGUAUCUUUUGGUCGGUCGAAAUGGAAUGGCAACAACGGACGCACAGGAAUAGUUGUAAGAGCUGAUACUCCUCUUGCAGCAAGUAUUGGCCAGGCUUCUUUCUCUGUCCAGCUUAAUAACUCUUUUGAGUUCUGAAUCUAUACAUAUGUGUGAAAAGACUGCUUUGCCACAUUUCCGUGUACAUAUGUGUGAAGGAAGUAGUUAACUGGUUAACCCACAA